UGCUGCCUCUCUGGGCCUUGGUUUCCCCUUCUGUAGACCAUAUUGCAAGUCAGGCCUGGCCCUGUAAAAGGGGUGCAUCAUCCCUCAUGAGAAUGUGAGCACUUGACAUUUAUUGACAACCUAUUGUGUGUUAGGCACUUUUGGAGCAGUUGGGGAGGCGGCUGUGGUGGAACAGAUGGAUCCUGGAGGGGGAAGCUUGGGGACAGCGGAGUUGCCAGCCAAGUAGGGGUAGCAGGAACAGAGUGGGGGCCACUUCCUGUCAGUGACUGAUAGCUCUGAGGCUCCCUCCUCCUCUCUGGCAUUGGAAGAUGAGGACCCAGAAGCAGGUAGCAGGAAUGGGGUCUCAUGGCAGGGUGGUGAUCCCCAAGGGGCUGGUGGGAACAGCCGUUGGGAUGCCCCUCCCUGCCCUGGGCCUCAUCCCCACCCAGGGGUACCUUGAGCAUAACAGGAAAUUUCGAAUAACAGGAAACCGAGGCUGGGUAAGGCAGUCAGGCUCCACCCUGUCGGGGCCUCAGUCUGCCCCUCGGGGAGGCCAUGAACACCUCGGGGUCCACAGCGGGCCCCGAGUCUUGUGAACAGCUGGCGGCUGGUGGGCACAGCCGGCUCAUUGUGCUGCAUUACAACCAUUCAGGCAGGCUGGCAGGACGUGGGGGGCCGGAGGAGGGCAGCCUGGGGGCCCUGCGGGGUCUGUCAGUGGCAGCGAGCUGCUUGGUGGUGCUGGAGAACCUCCUGGUGCUGGCGGCCAUCGUGACCCACAUGCGGUCGCGGCGCUGGGUCUACUAUUGUCUGGUGAACAUCACACUGAGCGACUUGCUCACCGGGGGCGCCUACCUGGCCAACGUGUUGUUGUCGGGGAGUCGCACCUUCUGCCUGACGCCCGCCCACUGGUUCCUGCGCGAGGGGCUGCUCUUCACAGCGCUGGCUGCCUCCACCUUCAGCCUGCUGUUCACCGCUGGGGAGCGCUUCGCCACCAUGGUGCGGCCGGUGGCCGAGAGCCGGGCCACCAAGACCGGCCGCGUGUACGGCUUCAUCGGCCUGUGCUGGCUGCUGGCCGCGCUGCUGGGGCUGCUGCCGCUGCUGGGCUGGAACUGCGUGUGUGCCUUCGAGCGCUGCUCCAGCCUGCUGCCGCUCUACUCCAAGCACUACAUCCUCUUCUGCCUGGUUGUCUUCGCCUGCGUGCUGGCCACCAUCACCGCUCUCUAUGGGGCCAUCUUCCGCGUUGUGCAAGCCAACGGGCAGAAGGCCCUGCGUCCCGCUGCCCGUCGCAAGGCCCGCCGGCUGCUCAAGACGGUGCUGCUGAUCCUGGCGGCCUUCGUCGUGUGCUGGGGCCCGCUCUUCGGCCUGCUGCUGGCUGACGUCUUCGGCUCCAACGUCUGGGCCCAGGAGUACUUGCGGGGCAUGGACUGGAUCCUGGCCCUAGCCGUGCUCAACUCAGCGGUUAACCCCAUCAUCUACUCAUUCCGCAGCCGGGAGGUGUGUCAAGCUGUGCUUGGCUUCCUCUGCUGCGGGUGCCUCAGGCUGGGCCUGCGGGGACCCGGGGACUGCCUGGCCAAGGCGGCUGAGGCCCACUCCGGAGCCUCCACCACCGACAGCUCGCUGCGGCCGAGGGACAGCUUCCGGGGCUCCCGGUCACUCAGCUUUCGGAUGCGGGAGCCGCUGUCCAGCAUCUCCAGCGUCCGGAGCAUCUGAGGACACAUGGACCCCAUGCCAGGUGCAGGCCCAUGUGGGAGUCCUUGGGGUGCAGGGAGGAGUGUGUGCCAUUCAGCCCUGCCCGGAGGGGAGCAAAGGACAGGGCAGGUCCUGCCAUCCUCUCUGCUGAUGCUGCCUGGGGCUUGCUGAAGCCAAGCUGGUUUUCUGUGGUUGCCUUGGACAAGGAUGUGACUGCAGCGGGGCUGGUGGGUUCACUACACCCACAUUCCUGUGUGACUCUGGGGGAGUCCUGGCCCUUUUCUGGGCCUUGGUAGGGUUCCCAGGAUGCAAGGGGCAGGCUGUGGGGUGGGAGUGCCCUCAACAGUGAAGUUCAAUGAUGGUAUGAGAAGUUGCGACCUUGCUCUUAUCCCCGCAUACAUGGGGGCCUGGCUGGUGGCUGCGUGUCAGCUGGCAGCGUGCAAGUGUGUGUCACGUAGGAGACAUGGCUGCAAGUGUGGAGUGUGUGUGGACAGCAAGCACAUCUGGGCAUUUCAGGAAGGGGGUGGGGCAGCCAUUGGCAGUUGUUCCCAGCUUCUUCUAGUUCACUUCCCCUUUGGGGAAGUCAGGGCCCCUGCCCUGACUCUGACCUCUGCAAAUUUUAGUGACCCAUUCUGGAGAUCUGGCACAGGAAUGGCAGCCUCACCUUCCUGGCCUAAGAGAGUUUCCCCUCACCUUCCCUUCAGCAGUAAGUGCCUUGCCCUUCCACAUCUCUGAAAUGGGCUAAUCAUGGCACCUAUGCACAUGGCUGUCCUUACAUGCCCAGCGCCGGCCACAGCACCUGAUGUCCAAAGUGUCCAACAGAACUUCUGGCAAUGGUGUGAAUGUCCUACCACUGCAGCAUCUAGUACAGGAGAUGCUGGCUUCACAGGGGUACAGAGUAACAAGAACUGAACUUUUACUUGUAGGUUUUAUUUAAUUUGAAUUUGUUUACAUUUAAAUAGCCCCAUGGCUCAGUAGUGUUGGUGCUGGUAAAAAUCUCUCUCCCUCACUGCAGGACCAUACCAGGUCCCCCCUCCCUAUAGGUUUUCUUGUCUCUGUCUACUCAGGUGAGGGGACACAUGGCCUUGGGAUCCAUCUUGCCUGCCACCUGGGCAUGGAACAGUUCUGCUUUUUUUUUAUUUAGACAGAGUUUUACUGUAUAAUCCUGGGUAGAAUAUUGUGGCAUUAUAACUCACAGCAACCUCAAACUUCUGGGCUCAAGCAAUCCUCUUGCCCCAGCCUCCCAAGUAGCUGGGACUAUAGGCACCCUCCUUAAUACCCGGCUAGUUUUUAGAGACAGGGUCUCACUCUUGCUCAGGCUAGUCUCAAACUCCUGAGCUCAAUCAGUCAGCCUGCCUGGGCCUCCUAGAGUGCUAGGAAAACAGGCGUGAGCCACCAUGCCCAGAAAGAGACAGCUCUGCUUUAAGCCGCUAUUUGCUACAUGAUGGGAGACAUGGUAAUUGUUACUAUUUAUCACGCUUUCUAGUAUUAUCCAUUAGCCGCAUGUGGCUAU
This is a messenger RNA of Nycticebus coucang (slow loris), 3181 nucleotides long. RefSeq names its product sphingosine-1-phosphate receptor 4 (gene S1PR4). Gene Ontology annotation, molecular function: sphingosine-1-phosphate receptor activity. Gene Ontology annotation, cellular component: membrane. The coding region runs from base 535 to 1689 and encodes 384 amino acids. The record is from RefSeq and is a predicted model, not a curated record. NCBI's taxonomy places the organism in Eukaryota, Metazoa, Chordata, Mammalia, Primates, Lorisidae. Gene Ontology annotation, biological process: G protein-coupled receptor signaling pathway. The transcript is spliced from 2 exons.